CAGCAGGGUGAGAGUCAGUCAGAGAGGAAGGAGGAGGGUCUGACUGAUGUGACCAUGAAGUGAUGAAGUGUAGAUGUCAUAUGAGUCGGUGUCAGGAUGGAGGAAACAUGUCUGCUGCGUCUGCUCUUUGUGACGUCACUGCUGAGCGGCUGCACACACCAAGCCUCUCUGAACAUCAGUCCUAACAGAACUCAGAUGUUUGAAGGACAGUUUGUCUCUCUGAGGUGUGAGGAGGACGACAGCUCUGAUGGAUGGACGGUGACGAGGAACACGACUAGAGGAACCAGGAGACAGUGUGGAGCUGACUGGGGAAGAAAAGAUGGUUCUUCCUGUAACAUCAGCUUCAUGAGGACAGUGGACAGUGGAGUUUACUGGUGUGAGUCCACAGGCGGAGCAGCCAGUAGCAGCAUCACCAUCACUGUCACUGGUGGAGCAGUGAUCCUGCAGAGUCCUGUCCACCCUGUGAUGGAGGGAGAUGAUGUCACUCUCACCUGUACAACACAGACCUCCAUCCUCUCAGCUGGUUUCUAUAAAGAUGACUCCUUCAUCAGGACUGAGCCUACAGGUCACAUGACCAUCCACCAUGUUUCCAGGUCUGAUGAAGGAUUCUACAAGUGUAACACCAUCAGUGAUGGAGAGUCUCCACCCAGCUGGAUCACUGUCACAGGUAAACCUACCACAGCACCGCCCCCAUCUUCAGCCCCGCCCCCUGCAUCCACCCCCCUCUUUCUCGUGCUCCUCCACCUGGUGGUGUUCUGUCCGUACUGCAUCUCCACUGUCAUCAUGGUGUCUUUAUACCGACGCAGGUCCACAGGAAAUUACCUGCCCGUCUCCAUGGAGAUGGCUCCUCCCACCCAGGCUGAGCAGGGAUUGGCUGAUGAGUUCGAUGAUGUCAUGGCUGCUGUCACCACAGAGCAUCACCUCUGAGUUGAUCCAACGUGUUCUCCUUCUUCUUCAGUCACGU
Molecule: messenger RNA, 964 nt
Organism: Acanthopagrus latus (yellowfin seabream)
Lineage: Eukaryota; Metazoa; Chordata; Actinopteri; Spariformes; Sparidae
Product: Fc receptor-like protein 5
Exons: 6
Coding region: 97-927 (276 amino acids)
Biological process (GO): cell surface receptor signaling pathway
Molecular function (GO): transmembrane signaling receptor activity
Source: RefSeq, a predicted model, not a curated record